ACGUCACUCCUCAUCUCAGGCAUGUCCACUUCCUACACGGGUUCAGAGCUGCCAACAGGACGUGCUGCCAACAGGACGUGCUCGGCUUAGUCAGGUUCAUCGUUCUAACAUCCAAUGGCAGCACAACCUUUGAGAGAGUGGAAAACCGGUCUCUUUGACUGCUUCGAGGACGCGAGUACUUGUUGCUAUGGCUUCUGGUGCUGCCCUUGCCUCGCCUGCACGGUUUCAGGAAGAUUCGGAGAGAACAGUUGCCUCCCCUUAUGCGACUUGUUCAGCCCGGCUGUGUUUGGCCUCUGUGGGAUCCCUCUAUUUGUUCCCCCCGCAUCCGCGAGUCUCCGGUCCUCCAUUCGGAGCAGACACGGCAUCAAGGGAUCUAUCUGUAAAGACAUCGCCAUUUCCUGUUUCUGUUUGACCUGCUCCUGGUGUCAGAUGUAUCGUGAGAUAAAAGACAACAACAAGGACCAAGUGGUCAUCAUCAACAAUCAGCCAGCGCCAGUGAUGAUGAUGGCGCAACCCCCUAUGGCUGUGAACCAACAUGGGGUCACCGUGACGUCAUACUGAGAUUUGCAGCUUCUCCAUAAAAAGUUCUGUCUUGAGGGAUUCUUAAUUCAGAUCAGAUCCUGAUGCUGAUUGACUUGAGGGUGAAAGAAUAAUCACAGGUAUAGAUUUAUAACAUAAUAAUAGAUUUGGGCCUCUGUUAAAGCACUUGAUUUCAUUUUGUUUUAUUGUAUCAAAUACAAAUUGAAGAAAUUUGGCAUUCAAAGCCAAAAGGUGCAGUUCAAUCUGAAAUGUCGAGGUUAAUCAACCCGAUCUGAUCAAUAAGACGUAAUUUCACAUUUAAAAUAAAAAUAAUGUAAAUUAUUUUGUAUUUUAAUCAUUCUUAAUAAAUGAUUUAUUAGUUGUUUCUGAUUAAUGUUUAUGUAAAGCUCUUUGUAGCAGCUGUUUUUAAAAUGUGUUCUAUUUUCGAGUUAUGAGUCUAUCGAAAGUAUUAUAAACUUUAACUAAACUUCA
Platichthys flesus (European flounder) is the source of this 1011-nucleotide messenger RNA. RefSeq names its product cornifelin-like. The record is from RefSeq and is a predicted model, not a curated record. NCBI's taxonomy places the organism in Eukaryota, Metazoa, Chordata, Actinopteri, Pleuronectiformes, Pleuronectidae. The coding region runs from base 115 to 561 and encodes 148 amino acids. The transcript is spliced from 4 exons.